AUGGCAACCGAAGCUGAAGCCAGCACGGGCAAUGGGGGAGGGCCUCCUAGCCAUCUUCCAUUGCAGUUGAUUCCACGACGAGUACGUCAACAGACUUCAGUUUCUCAAGGAGAUGUGGCCGGCAGAGCACCUGCCACUCCUGGGGCCCGGGGCAGCUUUACUUGUGGAGGGCGCAGCUUUCCAGAAAGUCUUAAAGUGAGCCGGAUCUCGCCAGAAAAACUCAAGAGCGCCGAUGGGGUCAAGAUCUUGGCAGAGCAGCUGGGAGGAUCAUGGGGCCGCCUGCAGGUGGAGGACAAGUUCCACUACUUUGAGCAGACAAUUGACUCGUACAUCGCCAGGCACGACGCUCAGCUCGAGGAGCUGCUGUCGCGCAGAGUCGGGCUGGAGGAAAUCAGAGCCUAUGUUCUCCUUCGUCACUCCCAGCUCGCCGCAGAGGACAAGAAGCGAGUGAUCGUAGAGUCCAAGGGCGAUCUGCAGUACUCGGAGACAAUCAAGGCAAUUCGUUUGUACCAGCGCGGCACGGAAAGGACCAAAGUCUACGACGUCAACAUGACGGAGGUCGACGCCGGCGAAGACAUCCACAUGGCCUCGCACGAGGAACAGGUGGACGAAGAAGAGGUUUUCGCGUACUUCUUCGAACAGUACGACGAGGACGCGCUGUACAUCGCGGAGUUUGAGGACGGCAUCAUUGAAGCCGUUCAAGAAUCCAACCUGGCGCCUGUUUUCUCGGCAUAUCAAGAAGCCAGAGCGCGGCUUCGCGACAAAGCGAAGGCCAGAGGAUUUUGGCCAGUGGGAAAAAGCGCUGGACGAAGACGCAGUAAGGGAUACGGCAAGAAAGGUGGAUGGUCAGGCAGUGGCUUUGGCAAAGGGAAGCGGCCAAAAACACUGGCGGAAAGGAUCUCGACAUCGUCCUGCAGGUUGUGUGGGGCAGUUGGACAUUGGAAAAGAGAAUGUCCAAAGAACACUGACAACCAGCAAGGCAGCCACAACAAGGUGGAGAUGUCGCACCUGGCCACCGACGAACGCGACGACGAGGCCGACGACAACAGCAGCCAGCCAUGCGAGUUUCUCCACGAUCUCCCCGACAUGGAUGAGCUCAGCCUUUCGGACGACCAGGCGCGAGCGGGAGACAAGCAGGCUGGAGAAAGAAUUCAGGAUGUAGAGCAGUUCUGUUUUGCCGCACCGGAGGUGAAGCCAAGCAGGUGUAGGUGA
Molecule: messenger RNA, 1212 nt
Organism: Symbiodinium sp. CCMP2592
Lineage: Eukaryota; Dinophyceae; Suessiales; Symbiodiniaceae
Source: the annotation of a GenBank genome assembly